UCGGGUUCCCGGAGCUCCGCCUCCACUCGGUAAGCGUCGAUCCGCUCCUUCUGCUGCUGCCGCUCCUGGCCCCGGAGCCCGCCGCGGCCUGACAGCGUGGGGCUUGCCCCCGGGGACACGCAACAGGACAAGGUGUUUCCCAUCGUCUCUGAAAAUGAGUGAAACCUUUAGCCCCCGUCCCCAGGACUCCUGCGGCCUAAGAGCGGGCUUUCCUUCAGAGAGGGAAAGGAAGGGGAGGGGAAAGGAGGGGGAGCGCUGACGCUCGACGUCGCCGUCUCUCAGGUGAGGAAGGGGAUCUUCGUUCUCCUCCUCUGGUGAAUGGAAACCUCUCCCAACGGCACCUGGAUGCCUUCGAAUCCCAGCCUCAGCCCUGCGGCCUUGGCUUCAUUUGGCCGCGCGGAAUUUCUCCGCCAUUUUGCGCCGCGCCUGGACCCCGGUCUCCGGCAUGGCAACGGGGCCCGCCCAGCGGAAGCCCCGCCCUGUCCCUGAUUGGAUACCGUUAAGCCAAUCGAUCACUACUGCCGUCUGCAUUGGUGGAGGCCGACAUCAAUCACCCUUGCGCAACCCCCAUUGGUCAAGAGCAAUGUCAAUCACCCGCCCUCAUUGUUGCGAAUUAAAGGCGCUUCCCCUCCCCUUUAAGUCCUCCCACUUUUUUUCCUUGGCAAAAUUUCAAAGUGUCAUAGACAGCUGUUCGUGACACACGCACACACUCUUAUACAGAAAAGCCUGGCAGCUUUGCCCUGGUUGAAUCGGAUAGGGACGUUUUGCUGUUGUGAAAUGUCCCUUGAUUUGGACAUGUUAAUGUUUUCUGAUCUCCACGUGAACUUUGCACCUUCUUUAUCCUGAGACACUGCUAUAAAACCUAUUUGAUGUUCACACUAUAUACUCACUCUACAGAUAGAGAAAAUUAGAAAAACAGUUUCCAACUGCUCCCAUGUGAUGGCUUCUGUUUGUUUUUCAAUAUAAAUUUAAACUUAAAACAGUAUGUUCAAAAGUAAUGUCCAAACCUACAUAUUUCCACUUUUUGUAACUUUCUCAGUCCAUUUUCUCAACUUUUUAAAUGAAAAUCCCACAUCCUCUUCCAACCCCACUGACGCCUCCCUCCUGAACAAUUCCACAAGCACUAGUAUCCUACAGCCAAGUGGCUGUGUUCAUUUGUAUUUUAACAAUGAAGCUGGUCAAUAUCAGGGUCUUCAGGGUUGAAUUUAGUUCACUCCUUUCUUAAUGUGCAUCAUGCUGGAUAGCAAUGAAGGUUGUGAUCCAAUGAUGUCACCUGUAAAAGCCCCAUUCUUAUGAAUAAUAACUAAUCACUAUUUACUAUUACUGCCAUCUCUCUUGGUUAAGUGGUCCCAGCCUCCAUGGUUUAGUGACUUCAAGGCUGCUUCCUUGAAUAGGAUAUCUAUUGCCUAGCAAGAAAAGAAGCAUUACUUGAUUUAACUCUGGAAAUUAAGUUCAGCAAAGAGAACUAACAUGAGAGUAGGAGAACGGUUGGGAAAUAGCAGUUGUGACUGUUAUAAUGCAAAGGAUAAUGUGCAGUUAAAGAUAAGGAUGUUGGUUUUGUAAAGGCAAAGUUUUGUGAGAUAAGACACAACAAACUUAACUUGGCAGAAAGCUUAAGAAACAGUGAAGUCACAGAAUCCUUACAGCAUUGAAGCAGGCUAUUCAGCCCAUCGAGUCGACACCAACCCUCCAUAGAGCAUCCCAUCCAGACUCACCCCUUAGCUGAUCCUUGCAUUUCCCACCCUAGACACUGUGGGCAAUUUAGCAUCGCCAAUCCACCUAACCUGCACAUCUUUGGACUGUGGGAGAAAACCCAAGUACUUGGAGGAAACCAACAUAGACAAAGGGAAAAUGUGCAAAAUCCACACAGACAAUUGCUCAAGGCUGGGGUUGAACUUGGGUCCCUGGUGCAGUGAAGCAGCAGUGCCAACCACUGAGCCACCCUGCUGCCCUUAAACCAUGCAGGGAUUUUCAGCUUGGAGAUGGAUAAGAUUCUGCCAGACCUGCUGAAUAUUUCUAGCCAUUUUAGUUUUUGUUUUUGUAUUUGUGACAACCUCAUGCUACAGGCAUCCCAAAACAGCCCCAGAAUCACCUGGAGCACUGCACUAUCCAAUGUGUUGUCUUCUGAAGGAGGCAUUAAGCCAAAACUUGCCCCCACACCAAGUUUUACAGUGUGCAUGAUAUUCAGGACUGGAACAUAAUGGCUUUGCUGCCGUACGAUGGUGCCAUGAUUCCUGGACUCCGGAAGUUCCACGAACCAUCAGCAACCUUUCACUAUGCCAAGCGAGACAUAGUGAUCAGACAGAAUUGGAAUCAGCUCGGUGUAGCAGCUGUAGUGUGGGAUGCAGCCAUUGUACUUUGCACAUACCUUGAACUGGGAACAAUCCAGCUACAAGACCGCACUGUGAUAGAGCUGGGAGCGGGUACUGGAUUAGUUGGAAUAGUUGCAGCAUUGCUAGGUGCCGAUGUAACAGUCACUGACAGGGAGGUGGCGUUACAGUUCCUCGAGUCUAAUCUCCAAGAAAACAUUCCCCCUGACUUGCAGAACAAGGUACGAGCCAGGGAGCUGAACUGGGGGGUGAACCUAGACCAGUUCGACCCGGGCAGCUACGACGUGGUCCUUGGGGCAGACGUGGUUUACCUGGAGGAGGCAUUCCCGGCCCUGCUGGAGACGUUGGAAUAUCUCAGCUCUGAGGAGACUACAGUCCUGCUGUCGUGCCGCAUCCGUUACGAGCGAGACCAGAACUUCUUGCAGAUGCUUGGGAGUCGCUUUGUGGUGGAGAAAGUCCACUACGACACUGAGAAAGAUGUUCAUGUUUACAAGGCACAGAAGAGAAUGGCAAAGGAAGAUCUUUAACACCAGAAUCUAGCCACUGUUGAAAGUCCACAUCGGAAGAGGAGGCCAUUCUUAGUUUUAAAAUUUUCGAUCGAGACCCCCUCCCUCCACUCCCCACCCCUCCACCCAACCUCAACAUGGUUUAAGAGCAACAGAGUUCUGUACUUCCAAUGGCUGUUUGUGUGAGGAAAUACUUUUUGGCAUUACCCUUGAAUGGUUUUAGGCUUGUGGCCCCUUGUUCUGGUCUUGCUCACCAGUGGUUUUUCCCUCUAUCGACGCUAUAACUUCCUUUUUUAAUCAUCCAAAUUAGAUCAUCUUUCCUACUCAGGGGCAUGCAAAUUUCAUCUGUGCAACUUGCCCACACCUAAUUGAGCCCACUGGGUUUAGUUGUGCCAUAUUCCUUCAAAGGUCAGUCUGUUCUUCCCGAGGAAUGGUUCCUGGAAGCAGAAGAGGCAGCCUGCCUGACCAGCAUUCUUCUCAGCUGUAAAGUCAUUUCCGCCCUUUAAUAAUCCAGUAUCUUGAGACAAUGGCCUACAUUCCAUUCAAUAUUUGCAUUUUUUAUGUGUCCGUAGCCUUUACUGAUUUCUCUCAACUUGGAUCCACCAAAUCUCACUGAUUCUCAAAUCUUCCCCAGCUUUUCGCUUUUUAGAAAAAAAGAUUCAGGUCUAUCUUUCUUCAGUUGAAAGUUGGUGACACCACGCUUCUGAGAUCUCGUCUCAACGUUGGUGUUCAAGGAGGUCCUUGUGAGCAAGUCUAAUAAAGACAUAGUUAUGUUUAAGGUGA
Stegostoma tigrinum is the source of this 3619-nucleotide messenger RNA. RefSeq names its product methyltransferase 21A, HSPA lysine (gene mettl21a). Lineage: Eukaryota; Metazoa; Chordata; Chondrichthyes; Orectolobiformes; Stegostomatidae. Gene Ontology annotation, biological process: peptidyl-lysine methylation. Gene Ontology annotation, cellular component: cytosol; cytoplasm. Gene Ontology annotation, molecular function: protein-lysine N-methyltransferase activity. The record is from RefSeq and is a predicted model, not a curated record. Bases 2201 to 2857 code for a protein of 218 amino acids. The transcript is spliced from 5 exons.